AUGGAUUAUAUUCAAUUAAUCUUUAUUGUGGUUAUAUUAAUAGUAUCAUUUAUAAAUUUAAAACCUAAGAAAAGAAUGCCAGCUUCAGCCAAAGUUAUCAACAACGUUAAAAGUUUAAUCUCAAGUAAUAAAAUCUUCAUUGCUUCAAAAUCAUACUGUCCUUACUGUUCAGCAACCAAAAGAACCUUCUCCUCAGCUGUUAAAGAUUCUAAAAACGUUACCAUUUAUGAAUUAGAUGAAAUUGAAGGUGGUAGUGAAAUUCAACAAGCCUUAUUAGAAAUCACUGGUCAAUCCACUGUUCCAAAUGUUUUCAUUAAUGGUGAACACAUUGGUGGUAAUGAUGCUGUUCAAAGAUUAGCUAGUACUGGUGAAUUAGAAUCUAAAUUAAAAGCUGCUUUAUAG
Messenger RNA from Yamadazyma jaroonii, 402 nucleotides. Lineage: Eukaryota; Fungi; Ascomycota; Pichiomycetes; Serinales; Debaryomycetaceae. The record is from the annotation of a GenBank genome assembly.